Messenger RNA from Brassica oleracea var. oleracea, 1941 nucleotides. Its product is annotated as beta-glucosidase BoGH3B-like. Lineage: Eukaryota; Viridiplantae; Streptophyta; Magnoliopsida; Brassicales; Brassicaceae. The record is from RefSeq and is a predicted model, not a curated record. Gene Ontology annotation, molecular function: beta-glucosidase activity. Gene Ontology annotation, biological process: glucan catabolic process. Bases 1 to 1941 code for a protein of 646 amino acids. The transcript has 8 exons.
AUGGCGGCGACAAUAUACGGCGUCAGGAGCUUUUUCUUGUUGGCGGCGAUUGUGAUAUUGUUCUACGGUCGUUAUGGAGGCGCCACCGCAGCCACCAGAGGUUACAUUAAGUACAAAGAUCCAAAAGCGGCUGUGGAAGAAAGAGUAGAGGAUUUGCUAACACGAAUGACAUUACCUGAGAAACUUGGUCAAAUGUGUCAAGUUGAUCGGUUCAACUUCUCAUUUUUCCCCCCGGCCACGCGCCACGAAAUCUUCACAAAGUACCUGAUCGGAAGCGUUUUGAGCAAUCCGUAUGAUACCGGGGCUAGUCCAUCAAAGCGGGUCGUCGAAGUGAACACCAUGCAGAAAUUGAGUCUUUCGACGAGGCUUGGAAUCCCUUUGCUUUACGCCAUUGAUGCGGUUCAUGGCCACAACACUUUUAUCAAUGCCACCAUCUUCCCUCACAACGUCGGUCUUGGUGCCACUAGGGAUCCUGAUCUUGUCAAAAAGAUUGGAGCUAUAACUGCGCUUGAAGUAAGAGCUACCGGAAUCGCACAAGCUUUUGCGCCUUGUGUUGCGGUUUGCAGAGAUCCUAGAUGGGGAAGGUGUUAUGAGAGCUAUAGCGAAGAUCCUAAAGUGGUGAAUAUGAUGACCGAAAGUAUCAUGGAGGGAUUACAAGGAAAUGCUCCUUACGUUGCUGACUUCAAGACUAAACUGGCUGGUUGCGCCAAACAUUUUGUUGGGGAUGGAGGAACGGUAGGUGGAAUCAAUGAGAAUAACACUGUGGCUGAUAACGCUACUCUCUUUGGUAUCCAUAUGCCUCCUUUUGAGAUAGCCGUAAAGAAAGGGAUCGCAUCAAUCAUGGCUUCUUAUUCUAGUCUCAACGGUGUUAAGAUGCAUGCAAACCGGGCAAUGAUCACUGAUUACCUCAAGAACACCCUCAAAUUCCAAGGCUUUGUUAUCUCUGACUGGCUUGGAAUAGAUAAGAUCACAACUCCACCCAGAGCAAAUUACACAUACUCUAUCGAAGCUUCCAUUAAUGCCGGCAUUGACAUGGUUAUGGUUCCAUUUCAAUAUAUAGAGUUCUUGGAAGGAUUGACUAAACUAGUGAACGGUGGAUACAUUCCUAUGAGCCGUAUCGACGAUGCUGUUCGAAGAGUCUUGAGAGUUAAAUUCUCCAUUGGUCUCUUUGAGAACCCAUUGGCAGAGGAAACUCUUGUCUCCGAGUUUGGAUCUGAGGCGCAUAGAGAAAUAGCGAGAGAGGCGGUGAGAAAAUCAAUGGUGCUUCUAAAAAACGGGAAGACAAACGUAGAUAAAGUUAUUCCUCUCCAGAGAAAUGUGAAAAAGAUCGUUGUUGCUGGAGCACACGCUAACAACAUGGGUUGGCAAUGUGGUGGCUUUACUCUCACUUGGCAAGGAUUCAAUGGAACCGGAGAAAACAUUGGCCGUAACAAAGCCAUGCAACUCCCUACCGGUAAAACCAGAGGAACUACAAUCUUGGAAGCCAUUAUGAAGACUGUCGAUCACACCACUGAAGUUGUCUACGCGGAGGAACCAAACCAAGAUACGUCAAAGCUUCACAUUGACGCAGCAUACACAAUUGUGGUCGUAGGUGAAGCUCCUUACGCAGAGACACAAGGGGACAGCACCACGCUAAGCAUAGCCGCACCAGGUCCAGACACGAUCAGGCACACGUGUGGUAGUGGUAUGAAGUGUGUAGUGGUCCUAGUCACUGGACGUCCUCUCGUGAUCGAGCCGUACCUUGACACCAUCGACGCUCUUGUAGUCGCUUGGCUUCCAGGAACGGAAGGACAAGGAAUCACUGAUGUCUUGUUUGGUGAUCAUCCCUUCACGGGCACGUUACCUCGCACGUGGAUGAAGAGUGUGACUCAGCUUCCCAUGAACGUUGGCGACAAGAACUACGAUCCUCUCUUCCCCUUCGGAUACGGAAUCAAAACAUAA